AUGGUAACAGAGGACCCUAACCGACGGUUCGUCUACCAACUUGAGGGCGUUGGCCUCAGCCUAUUUGUGGUCUCUAUUGUUGGUGGCGUCGUCUCUUUGAUUGUGGUGUGCCUGAGGACAUUCAUUCGACUGCGGGCGAAGACGUUUAGUUGGGAUGACGGCUUGAUGCUCGGUGGUUUGGUCGUUUACCUCGUCGAUGUCGCACUCGCCUGCAUGGGCGCGCUGAGUGGACUGGGCACGCGCAAUGCAGACCUCAGCCCAGUCAUGUUGGUCGAAUCGAUGAAAUACUUGAUGAUUUGGAUGAUGCUCUACGUGGCAGUAUUGUGUACUAUCAAAACUUCCAUUUGCAUCACCACACUACGGAUCGCUACUACAAUGCCAAAGCUACGCACUGCCGUCUACGUCUUGAUGGGGCUUACUGUCGCCACAUUCUUCACAACCUUCGUCGGCAUCCUCUUGUUAUGCCGACCUGUGGAAGCCAAUUGGGAUAUCAGCAUCGUGUUAGAGGGCCGUGGCGAGUGCUCGCCAGUAAGCUCUAUGUUGGCGCUGUCAUAUACUUCAACCGUCAGCACCAUCGUUACCGACCUUGCCUGUGCCGUGCUCCCGGCUAUCAUUCUCUGGCAGACACAAAUGAAGCUCUCGACAAAGAUCAUGGUCUCUUUCGUCCUUUCUUUCGGCUCUUUUGCCUCAGUCUCAACCAUGAUACGUACUCCAUACAUCGAUCACUACAACCAUCCACUAGACGAUCUUGCCUUCCACAUUGCUAACAUCCCCCUUUGGUCCAAUAUCGAGACUGCCAUUGGAUUCAUCGCCGGCUCCCUCCCUGCUUUACGACAAUUCGUCAUGCACCGUCGCUCGCCACGACCUACAACUUUGGGUCAAACAGAUGCAUCUCAUGGCCUCCACCCGGGGUCAGUUGGGCUUGUUACUAUUGGCGGUUCAGGAGUGACAUCCAAGAGCAAGAUACGCAAAGGCACAAAUUACGAGGAGGACGAAGCAGGGCAGGGAGACUGGACGCGUCUCGAUGAAGACAGCGUCUCGGAGAAAGGAAGCACAGCACCUGUUCGAGGCAUUCGCAAGGACAUGACCUUCGAGGUUUCGUCUCUACCAGGACAGAAGAAUGGCCGGAGUAAAAGUUAA
Molecule: messenger RNA, 1140 nt
Organism: Colletotrichum paranaense
Lineage: Eukaryota; Fungi; Ascomycota; Sordariomycetes; Glomerellales; Glomerellaceae
Exons: 4
Coding region: 1-1140 (379 amino acids)
Source: RefSeq, a predicted model, not a curated record